Messenger RNA from Penicillium macrosclerotiorum, 765 nucleotides. RefSeq names its product fungal specific transcription factor domain-containing protein. The record is from RefSeq and is a predicted model, not a curated record. Lineage: Eukaryota; Fungi; Ascomycota; Eurotiomycetes; Eurotiales; Aspergillaceae. The coding region runs from base 1 to 765 and encodes 254 amino acids. The transcript has a single exon.
AUGAAAUUCGAUGGUUCUUCGUCUCAAUCCGGAAACAAGGACCGCAAAGCAGAUGAUUCGGAUUCUGCGGCAUCUGUGGGAUCGCUUGAAGCUAUCGACGUAGUCGAUGAAGAUCUGAAUCGCAACGAGGAUACCCGCGCUGCUGGGUUCUUUGGCAAAAGCUCGGAAGUUUCAUGGAUGCAGCGUUUGGAGGGCGAAGUGGAAAAUACUCGCAUUGACCAUGGGCUUGUAGGAAUUGAGACGCCCGACUUGACCUCUCAGCCUGAGUUGCAAGACCCACGCCCAAAGGGCUCUGCGCCGCCACGUGAGCGGCAAGAUAUUGAAAUCCCUCUUGCCAGCAUGAACUAUCAUCUGGAUGAUCUGGAAAUUCCUGUCAUAAACGACUCCAACCCAUUCGUGAUCCCGCCGCGUGAGACCGCGGAUGAAUAUUUUAAUGCGUAUAUGACUUAUGUACAUCCUACAUUUAGUGUCAUUCGGAAAACGGCCUUCACCGCUCAAUAUCUGCAAUUCUUUGAAAGAUGGGCGAAGCCGCCCCAGAAGUGGCUAGGCAUUCUGAACAUGAUAUUCGCUCUUGGCUCUCACUAUUACAACUUAGCUAACCCCCUGAGCAGCCGGAGUCGCGAAGACGGGCUGGUCUUUUUGACGCGGGCUCGCCAACUUUGUCUUACCGACAAUGUCCUUUUCGAACACGCCGAUUUACAACAGAUUCAAUUGGAGUUUCUGGUGGCACUUUAUCUGCUUUGUUUGGGACAGGUCAAUAGGUAA